GGAGUUUGAGAGCGGAUUUGGUGGUUGCCGGUUGUUGUUGUUGUUGUUGUUGUUUGGUUUGGUGGGGGGUGGGGGGCCCAAUGCAGCUUCUCGGCGGCCGAUUGCUUCGCAUUUCACCAUCUCCAUCCAACCAGAAGCACCUCCGUUACCGUCUGGCGGUGGGAAUCUACCCGCUCACCCUCCUUUAAAACACAUCAUGUUUUGGAAGUUUGACCUUCACACGACAUCGCACAUUGACACGCUCCUGGAACGUGAGGAUGUCACGCUCUUUGAGCUUAUGGACGAGGAGGACGUCCUACAGGAAUGCAAGGCCAACAAUCGCAAGCUGGUGGAGUUCCUGACACGGCCGAGUAGCAUGGAGGCCCUUGUUACCUGCAUCACCAUGGAACCAUCUGAUGAUAUGGACGAGAAAGUUCGAUACAAGUACCCUAAUAUAUCCUGUGAGAUCCUGACAGCCGAUGUGACACAGGUUAAUGAUGCACUGGGCGAGGAUGAAUCACUGCUGAGCCGCCUCUACGCCUUCCUGCAAAACGACAAUGUACUUAACCCUUUGUUGGCAAGCUUCUUCAGUAAAGUAAUGGGCAUCCUCAUCAACAGGAAGAGCGAACAGAUAGUGGAUUUUCUACGAAAGAAGGUCGAUUUUGUAAGCUUGUUGUUGAAACACAUAGGAACCUCGGCCAUUAUGGAUCUCCUACUCCGGCUUCUCACAUGCGUGGAGCAGCCCCAACUCAGGCAGGACGUGCUGAAUUGGCUGAACGAGGAGAAAAUCAUCCAGAGACUCAUCGAGAUGAUCCACUGUUCUAAAGAUGAGGAUCAACACUCUAAUGCAUCUCAGUCUCUCUGUGACAUUAUUCGGCUAAGCAGAGAACAAAUGAUUCAGAUUCAGGACAGUCCCGAACCAGACCAGCUGCUGGCCACACUUGAGAAACAGGAGACCAUCGCGCAGCUUCUUAAUAACAUGUUUGAGGUUGAGAAGGAUGAGUCGGUGAUUGUUAACGGAAUCCAGGUACUGCUGACGCUGUUGGAAACACGCAGGCCCCGGUCUGAUCUGGGUGGUAUGGGUGGACUUUUCUGUAACCUUGAUGGCCAGCUGGACCUAUGCCCCCCUGGAAUGGACCAUGCAUGUAGCCAGGUCAGCGCAGGAACGCUACUCGCCAUCAAAUUAAGACUACAGGAUUUCCACCAGCUCCUCCUGGACCCACCGAAGAAGAGUAAAAUGGUGACUACUUGGGGUACCCUGGACCCGCCACUGGGGAACACUCGGGUUCACGUGGUCAAACUCGUCACUAGUGUCUUGCAAGUGAACAAUAGCGACGUGAACCAGGAGUUAAUGGAGUUAAACACACUGGACGUUCUUCUGGAUCUCUACUUCAAGUAUGUAUGGAAUAACUUCCUCCAUUUGCAAGUGGAGCUGUGUAUUAGCACGGCACUGGGGAACCCUCCAGCAGAAGAUUGCACUGAAACCAAUGUGGAAAAUCACACAGAAAACAGCACAGAGUCCACCCGAGAGAACCCACUCAUCAAACAUCUGUUCCAGAAGUGCCGGUUGCUACACCGAGUAGUGUCAGCCUGGGAAGAAAAUGACAAAGUACAGUCAGAAGGUGGCAGGCGGAAGGGCUACAUGGGCCAUUUAACAAGGAUAGCAAAUGCCAUGGCACAGAAUUCGGAAAAUGGUCCUAACCACACUUCAAUAGCACAGAUGAUCAAAGAAUUGCCAGAUGAAGAGAGGGAGCGAUGGGACAAGUUUGUGCUGGGGUCACUCUCUGAAAUGAACAAGAAGAAUACCGUUGAUUUGGUAAAUAUGCGGAACCUGCACUCCUCAAGUGAUGACGAUGAGAAUGAUCUAAAAGAAUUCAGUUUCCCACAAGAGGCUGUUCUACAGCAGGCAUUCUCCGACUAUCAGAUUCAACAGAUGACCUCCACCUUCAUCGACCAGUUUGGCUUCAAUGAUGAGGAGUUUGCUGAACAAGAGGAAAGUGUGAAUUCCCCAUUUGAGAGAGCAGCAAACAUUAGCUUUGUGUUCGAUGCCAACAGCGACAGCCCAAACACGAACCUGUUCGAGGAAUGUUGGAAGGAGCGAAUACGACAGUUCAACGAUGACGAGGGCUCAGACGAAGAUGAUGUAUGGCAGGAAAAGGACCUGCGUUUUGCAACAGAUGCACCACGUGCGCCAAGAAGCUCUGGCAGUACAGACAGUGAAGGAAGCAGAGACUCUGAAGAGGACGAUGACGAUGAGGGGGGACAGAGCACCAUAAAGCCCACAGACGAGAAAGUGGAGUUAGAUCCAAAUAAAGAAGCCGGUUGGACGGCGAAUUUUGAUGCCGUGCCUAUAACAAAUACGAGUGCCAGCCAGAGUGUUGCAGAUGCUGGAUUUAGCGCAUGGGACAACACAGAACCUGCUACGUCACCACCCCCAAUAGAAGGAUGGGCAGUAUUUGCCAGCUUUGCCUCCCAGGCAGGCCCCUCUGGACGCUUGCGAACAAACUCUCCUGUAUCAAUGGAAACAAAUUCUGCUCCCGUGGAUGAGCUCCAGAGUAGUGGUGACGGACACAGCAAAACAGUAGAAACAAAGGCUGCAGUCCCCCCAAGCAGCGAAGAGAAUGAAAAGAUGCCAGAUGCCAACUCGAAGACGGGUAUGCCACCCCACGUGGAAAAUGUGACGGUUCUCAAUGGCUCCGUGCCAGAGGCUGUCUGUCCUUCUGAGGUGAAAAGUCCAGAAGCUAAAACGCACACAAGCGAGGAAGAACCCUUAACUACCUCUGAAGUUGGACCUACAGCAGGAAAUGUACAGGAAGGCUCUGAGGCCCCAAAAGUCAGUCCAGUUCCCCAAACUUCAGAAUCUGUGCGGCAAGAACAGAGGUAACACCGCGGAGAGCGACAAGGAAGGUGCUUCUCGGUGCAUCCCUGAACGGAAGCCCCCCCUCCCAGCUCCCCCGCCCCCUCCAUCGGACUGUCCCCACUCCGGUUUGGGAGCUGGUCUCUUCACUCUCUGCCGCUUGGCGGGGCGUUGCCGUGAAAGCCGUCAAGACUUUACCUUCCCCGAGGCAACCUCUCGGCUGCACUGAUUCGACAAAGAUUGGGGGAGGGGGAGG
This is a messenger RNA of Carcharodon carcharias (great white shark), 3092 nucleotides long. Its product is annotated as serine/threonine-protein phosphatase 6 regulatory subunit 3-like. Lineage: Eukaryota; Metazoa; Chordata; Chondrichthyes; Lamniformes; Lamnidae. The coding region runs from base 197 to 2863 and encodes 888 amino acids. Gene Ontology annotation, cellular component: cytosol; nucleus. Gene Ontology annotation, molecular function: protein phosphatase regulator activity; protein phosphatase binding. The record is from RefSeq and is a predicted model, not a curated record. The transcript is spliced from 23 exons.